GAAGCAGGUGGGUGAGGCAGCGACUUGCUCUGGGUCAAGGGACUGCCUUUCACCACCCCCCGCCUGCCCCAGCACCUGGGACCCGAUGACUUAUCUCUGUGACAAUCUGAUGGGCUGUGGCAGCUCCAUGGGAAGACAGCUGGAGGGACGUCUGAGUGCAGAAACAUACAAGUUCCGACACAGAGAUCUGCCCAGCAGCGGCGCAGGCUGCGGGCGCCCAGGGCUGCAGGUCUCAGCCAGCACCAGGAUGCAGGGAUGCAGAUCCCGGCAGGUCAGCUAGGCCCCAGGCCCUGGGACACCACGUGAUGCAGGCAGACACGGUGUCUGCGCAGGAGCCCACGGAAGUUAUGCCCCUGCAGCAGCAAAGCCGGUGAGAGGCUGAGAAUCCGGAGCUGGGGCCGUGGGCCAGGGAAGGCCUCCUAAGACCUCAGCUGAGAGCGACGGGGUGACUCAGGGACAGGGCAGGGGACGGUUUUAGGUGGCAAAGGUAGAGGUGCAGCCCAGCAUCCUUGGUUCAUGGUCCUGGGUCCUUCUGGCCUCAGCGUCCUUCCUUGGUGAGGCUGCCCACGCUGCCCAGGGUCACAGUUAUGGGGAUGACAGGUCACCCACCCCCUCGGUCUCUGAGCUCUGGACGGCAAAGCCCCUGUGACCGAAAUGCUGGCAGGAGCCCCCUCUGUGAGCCCCUGGCUCCCUCGGGGUCUUCCCAGAAGCCGGUCCUGAAGCGCCAAUUUGCUUUUUGUUUUCUUUUUUGCCACCCUGCACUGCAUGCAGAACGUCCCCUACCAGGGGUUGCACCCGUGCCCCUGCAGUGGAAGCUCACAGUCUUAACCACUGGACUGCCAGGGAAGCUCUGAAACACCCAUUUGUGUGAGCCUGGCUGGCUCAGGAGGGGACUCCAGGAGACAUGAGGAGGGUGUGGAGAAGUUGCGGCAGGGAGGGGACACAGCUAUCACAGCCUGUGUCCUCAAGCAAGUCGCCUCUGAGGCUGCUGGGGGGUGCAGUGCUGAGCGGCCCCGGCCGGGGGGCAGUCGGCCACCUGCUCCGUCCAUCCUCGAGUGGGGGCUGCACUUUGGGUUUGUCUGGCUUGGGGCCAGAGACAGCGUCUGUCCACAGAGGCAGCAAAGACACACGUUUGGGGGUGCCCCUCGGGGGGUGGGAGACCCACGGGUGUGUUGCCGCUGACGCCCUGGCCUCCUGGCUCCUCACCCAGCGAUGGAGGAGGAAAUCCUAUUCCUUUGUCCAAAGAGCUUCGGCUGGCCUCAAUUUCCCGAGCGCCUUGGCCAGGGGAUUGUGUGCCCAGAGGGCAGGGCUGGGGAGGGUGUUUGCCUCCGGCCCUCCUUGCUGCCCCCACCGCCGUCCGCAGCCCCAGCUCGUUCGCCAGGAGCCCGAGGGGCAGGCGGCAGGGCUGGCAGCUCAGCCCCGACGGGCCUGGUCUAAACCGCGUUCCGCCGGCCAGGCCCGGUUGGCUGCCCUGGGUGCCGAACAGCCAGCCUUUGUCCUGCUGGUCACAGGCGCCGCGUGCUCUGUGCCCAGCUUGUUUUUCCCAGGCCAGGCUGGGCAGGCAGAAGCAUGGAAGCCAUGGAAACCACACAGACCACCUGUCCCGCCCCAGCUCUUCUCUCUGCCCAGUUGCUUUCUUAGGCUCUGCAGACCUCCUGGUGUGCUGGCCCUGCCCCAGCUGGGCUCUGGGCUCUGGGCAGAACAGCCCUCACUACCCUUGCCCCCGCCCACCCUGGGACCUCAGCUGGGCCAGUGCGGAGAGAGCCAAGGGGGUUCUGGAGCCCUGGGGUCCCCUCACCUGCUCCUGGCACUCCUCAGGUGCAGGCUCUGAGGACUGUGGGUACCAAGGGCUCCUUCCUCUGGCAUGUGCCCCUUCCCUCUUCCUCCAGCCACUUUCCCCUGGGGCCCAGGAAGGAGGCCAGCUCAGGGCAACACUCUCUGAUCACAGCUGCCUCAACAUGAAACAGGCUAUCUUGAAAGGUGGUGAGCUCCCCAUCACAGGGGACAUGCAAGAGUAGGCUCCCAGAGCUGCUCUAAGGGAAUCCUGGUUGUGUGUGUGGAAAACUGACUGAAUGAA
Messenger RNA from Hippopotamus amphibius kiboko, 2077 nucleotides. RefSeq lists its product as uncharacterized. Lineage: Eukaryota; Metazoa; Chordata; Mammalia; Artiodactyla; Hippopotamidae. The record is from RefSeq and is a predicted model, not a curated record. The transcript has 3 exons. The coding region runs from base 905 to 1831 and encodes 308 amino acids.